AGUGGCAUUUCACACGCUGUAGCGCUCACUCGUGGUGAAACCGAAGGUCACCUCAUCCCAUCGCAGCGGCUUGUUCACGGGAAUAAAAGUUGCUCUGUAACUAUUCAAUAACGAAAUGGACGGUUUUGAUAAUUUCAGUGCGUCGGAGAAAGCCGAGGCGUCGGAGCUUCAGCGUAUGAUCGCUAUAGAGCAACAGAAAGCUCAGUUCCAGGCCCAGGUGCACACUUUUACUGAUGUCUGCUGGGACAAGUGUGUGGACAGUCCUGGCUCGAAGCUGGAUUACAGGACCGAGACGUGCCUGCAGAGUUGUGUUGAGCGUUUCAUCGAUACCACCCUGACCAUCACCAACCGCUUUACACAGAUGGUGCAGAAGGGCACCCAUUAAUAAUGGACUAAAGAUGCCAACAGGACUGUGUAACAACAUAAAUAAGAUGUAUUCCUAACAAAUUGCUAGAAGAUAAUGUGAAGGGGACAAGGUUUUUUUUAUGACUUACUGUUUAAGCUUUCGUCUGGUGGAGCUUGAUGGGAAAUUGCAUGGUUGUAGCUGCAAAUGGCAGCAAGAAGUACCUGUUUGAAAUGAGAAGCCAUGUAAGGUGACAUGAGUAAAGUGACUCAAUGUGCUCAUGUUCAGCA
Molecule: messenger RNA, 633 nt
Organism: Scatophagus argus
Lineage: Eukaryota; Metazoa; Chordata; Actinopteri; Scatophagidae
Gene: timm8b
Product: translocase of inner mitochondrial membrane 8 homolog B (yeast)
Exons: 2
Coding region: 116-385 (89 amino acids)
Source: RefSeq, a predicted model, not a curated record